AUGGCGUGCUUCGGCUGCUCCUGCCGCGUAGUGAUACUGGUUUUCAUCAACACGGUGGGCAUCGGCGGCACUGCCUUCGUCGUCUACACGCUCGUCCGGGGCAUGAAGGCACCUCACGUCAUCAUCAUGCUACUUGUCUGCGUCAACGCCAGCAUCUACCCCGUCUUCUGCGUCACGUUCUUCCCGUGGUCCAGUCUAGGGCGUUGCCUGCGUGGCGUGGGUGUGCUGCUCUGCCUGCCGUGCGGGCGCAUACGCCGGGCCUGGAGCGCCGCUGGCGACGACGGCGAUAGUGGCUUUGAUUUGCCGGAGAUUGUGGUGCAGAGACAGGGCCAGGUCAGGAACGUGUUUCCUAGGGAGGCGCCGCAGCUUCCUGGCGGACCUGGUAGAGUUGUUGCUGCCGGCAACAUACCUGCUGCGUACGCGUACGAGCAGCAGGCCGGCGCGGUGCCGGACGGCACGUCGGCAGAGUGCCCGGUGUGCCUAGGAGGGAUCGAGAAGGGGGAGAUGGUGAAGAGGCUGCCGGUGUGCUUGCACGUGUUCCACCAGCAGUGCAUCGACCAGUGGCUGCACCACCACCCGACGUGUCCGGUCUGCCGGUGCAACGUCUUCACUUCACUGCCACUGCCGAGCUAA
Messenger RNA from Miscanthus lutarioriparius, 633 nucleotides. NCBI's taxonomy places the organism in Eukaryota, Viridiplantae, Streptophyta, Magnoliopsida, Poales, Poaceae. The record is from the annotation of a GenBank genome assembly.